AUGUCUUCUUCAUCCUCAAUACUUCAUAGCAGUAAUACGAACAAUAAAAAAAAAACAUAUAAUUUCAAAAUAACCAAAUUUGUAUCCAGCGAAUAUAAUUUUGAUCCAAGAGAUACCAAAAUAUGUGAAUUUUAUAAUCCGAGGGCCGCAGCUAUUGCUGCUGCCAAUAUAUCUGGUGGCAGUGCAGCUACAUCUACUAGUAAUAAUAAUAAUAAUAAUAAUGGUAUUGGCAACAAAGCACGUCAUAAUCCAGCACAUAUGACCUGUCCCAACGGUCUUAAUUGUCCCAAUAAACAUAUAUUACCUAAUUUCAAUAAUAAAAUUGUUUGCAAACAUUGGCUUAGAGGGUUGUGUAAAAAAAAUAAUAAUUGUGAAUAUUUACAUGAAUAUAAUUUACGGAAAAUGCCAGAAUGUGUAUUUUUCAAUAAGAAUGGAUAUUGUACGAGUACCAACGAGUGUCCGUAUCUACAUAUAGACCCAAGAACAGGACACCCAAUAUUGAAAGAUAGUAUAACUGGUAAUGAUAGUGGUGGUAAUGAUGGCUUGGGUAGUAAUGAAAAUGGGACAAAAGACGAAGUUAUCAUAGAGGAAUGUGAAGCUUAUAAGCAAGGGUUCUGUGCAAUGGGACCAAACUGCAAAUUUAAGCACAUAAAAAACAAGAAGCUAUGCUUGAGGUAUUUAAAUGGGUUUUGUCCUGUCGGUAGUUCAGAAUGCGAGGAUGAACAUCCAUGCUUGACACAAUUUUUAAUUGAGAAAUUGAAGAUCAAAAACGAUUUAGAUAUCAAUACUAAGAAGAAUGAUGCUAUUAAAGAGGCUAGAUUGAAUGCAUUAAUUAAUGGGGAACCAAUGCCAGCUUAA
This is a messenger RNA of Saccharomycodes ludwigii, 858 nucleotides long. RefSeq names its product cleavage polyadenylation factor RNA-binding subunit YTH1 (gene YTH1). The record is from RefSeq and is a predicted model, not a curated record. NCBI's taxonomy places the organism in Eukaryota, Fungi, Ascomycota, Saccharomycetes, Saccharomycodales, Saccharomycodaceae. The coding region runs from base 1 to 858 and encodes 285 amino acids. The transcript has a single exon. Gene Ontology annotation, molecular function: RNA binding; metal ion binding.